CCGAGGUGGAGGGGGUGCCAAUAAACGGCCGGGAAGGCCAGCUGCUGGUAGCAGGCGGACACGCGGUGACCGUGGCGAUGCCGAUUUCGAUACUCUACCUGAGGAAUUGGAGCAGGAAUUCUCGUUUUUGUACUCGAGACAGGUCGGGGAGAAGAUAUAUGCCAUGUCUUUUGAUGACGGUCAGAUAUAUGCUGGAAAGAUCAUCAAGCGAUCUCUCAAAUAUACCGGACGAAAAGGCGCCAGAGGCUCGCAGUCCCUUAUGCGUAAUCCACCCGUACCGCACUACCUGGCCCAUUACAAAGGAUGGAGCAGUAGGUAUGAAGAAUGGGUGCAGGAGACCCAGAUACUGACAGAUGAACAGGUGCGAAAGUCCGGUAAGGUCAGGAUAGGGCCGGACAGGGGCGAUGAAUCUACAUCGAGCUCUGAUUCGCAGGAUACGGCGGACCGCGACCGAUGUAGACACAGGAGUGCGGAGAAAAAGAAAUCGAAAAAAGUAGGAAUGAGAGAGGAGGAGAAGGGAGAAUUAGGGGUAGAAGCCGAGGAAACGAAAGAAUUAGGAUUAGGAAAUGAGGAUAAUAGUGAAUUGGAUGAACAUGCUGAGGGGAAGAGCAAGUCGAAGAGUACGAUGCACAAGGAGGAUGGAUGGAAACGGAGUACGGAAAGUAGGAAGAUGCUAUCACAGGAUGGGGAGAUGCAGCCCGGUGAGAGUGAUGGAGGGGUGCAUGAAAGUAUCGCUAUAGACAAGCAGACAAGUGGGGCGAGGAACGACAAGCGAGAACAUGGGAGCGAGAGCGAUACGGCGACCGAAAAAUCUUCUCAUAUUCAGUCCAACCCAGAACACGCACCAAGUACAGGAGCGGAGACGGAUGCGCACGAUAUGACCGGCCCGGGUAUUGGAAGUGCCACUUCUAGUGCACGUAUACGUAACAAAAAUGAUAUACAAGUCAGCGCAGGCGAACGUGGUCACUCGAAGGAGUCGAAUGCCUCUGUUGCGAGGAAGAGAGGCGGGAGUGAGGUGGCAUUGGGGAAAUCGGCGGCCGAAGAAAUGAAGCGCAAACGACGCAAACGAGUGAUAAGCUCCACAUCGGAGGAUUCGUCCGAGGCAGAGGACAGGAAGGCCGCACCUGCUGUGGAAAAGAAGGUGUCCAAGUCGAGUAGGGAUAAGCAGGGCGACGCUCAACGAGAUAGUCGUGAGAAGUCAGUUAUACAUCGAGAACCCAGCCAGGAUACGCUGAUGACGGGGAGUGAGGCUGAAGCGCGAGCGGAAGCGAGGAGAGGGAAAAGUGGGCAUGAGAAAAGGAUUUCGGAUAAAAAUGGAGACCGGAAAUGUGCGAGUCGUGAGAGGGUACUGGAGAACGUGAAUUCACGGAAGAACCCUUCGUUGGGACCUGAUGGGAAGGAGAAUGAGGAUACAAAAGAUAGAGUGAAAAGAGAGACGUCUCGGGGACGCGAGAGUGAACGAGAAAGAGAUGCAAAUACACCGGCGCAUCGAGAGAGAAAAGUGAAGGGAGUCCUGAAGAUAUCACAUGAAGAGCGCGCCAGGAGUAGGUUGAGUGGUACAGAUGGGGAGAAUGGGAGAGACACAGACAGGGAGCGGGACUCCAGUCGAGACAGGGGGUCAGAAAAGCUGAGGCAAAAAAUAAAGAGGAGGAAAGAGCGUGAGAAGGAAAGAGCGAGGCGUAAUAGCGACCCUCAUAAUAGCAGUAGCGUGCCUGCUGGCAAAUCAUCGACACUAAUAGUAAGAUUACCAACAUCGUCAGGUGAUCCCGAACGCGCGACUUGUGAUACGCUGCCUGAAAGCAGCGCUAAGGCUAGAGAUAAAAGUACCGCGGUAGAAGCCGACCCCAAGAACGACAUCAAACGACCACACAAAUCUCGGAAAGGUGAUUCGCCCAGACGGAUAGUAGAGAAAAUCUCUGAGCGUGUGCGUAUGAAAGAGGAAGAUACAGAAGAGGGCCUCGAGCAUGCUUCUGACGACUCCUUGGAUAGAGCAUUAGAACACGCACAUGCAGCAAUGACAAAGCGCAACCUCGCUGCCGAAACGCAUACAACUGGUAGUAAGGAAUCGAGCUCGAAGGCAAGUCGUACAGUAUCGAGCGGGUUAGACGCAGAUACGGCGAAAAAGAAUCAUAGAAAUAAUGUGAAGCAGAAGGAUCUUGCGAGAGAUGUGGAUACAUGGGCAACCCGGCCUGUACUGAAACACAGUGCUUCAGCGGACUCUUUGGACAAGGAUAGGAGGUCUCGCGCAGAUAGUAAAUCCACAGAUGCGAUGGAUUUAGCGCCACAAUGUACGGUAGGCGUGACUGUGGGCACAGACAAAAAGGUUAAGGAUAAGCGGGAGCGAGCCAACAGCUCAGAGAAGAAAAUCGGGAAAGAAAACAGGGAACGCGAAUCUGGCACAGUGAAGAAGAGCAGGAAGGACAAGAUUGAGCGAGACUCCACAAGCAGACUCCACUCACGACCCGCAUCUUCGAUGGGUGUCAAGCGGGAAGAGAAAGCGCGUAAGGACACUUCACAUAGGCAGAGUAGCAGUACUUGUUUAGAGAGUAUUACAGUACAUGAAGAUACAUCUGUGCAUGAGAGUGGUGUGAGUGGGAAGAGUUUGCCAGGCACAAGCUCAAGCCGGCCGAGGAGUAGGCUGGAGCAGGAUGCGAGACGUACCGGAGUAGAAAGUGACAGGGGCUCGAAAGGGGCGGAUGAUGAGAGCGUGGAUGUGAAGAGGCGGAUAAAGCGUACUGCGCUAGAGAAGAGUAAAGGCAAGGACACUGAGCCACAGGGGAGCAAGGACCGGGAACGCAGCUGGAGUAGGGAUAUAGAGAGGACUGCAAGCAGAGAUAAGGGGAGGGGUUCGGGCACAAGGCAGGGAAGCAGUGGCUCCAGCAAGUCUGGUGGAAGUGUUGGUGUCAGUGCACGAAAAGGAGAGGAGAGAAAUGGACCAGAGGCGCGUAAUGCAAGCUCUCUUGAUUUGAAACAUGAGGAAUCAGAGGUCGGGGAUGCUGGGAGUUCGCCGCGGAAGUUGAAGCUUGUGCGAGGAAAAGAAAAGCGGGUGAGGCCGAAGGGUAAGGAUACGGAGAAGCACAGGGGCAGAUCGAAAGAGCGCGACAGAGUGCCGAACAAGGGGCCCGAAUAUAACACACAGGAGUAUAAAACACCGGCAAGCCACGAGGAUGGUGGGAGUAAUGGGGCUCAUGGUGCGACAAUAAAGAAUAAGAAGCAGUCCGGAGGUGAGAAGAGUAGACGAAGCCGAAGCCGAGAAAAGGAACGCGACCGAGGCAAAGAGAGAGAAAGGGAGAAGGCCAGGGCGACGCAUAGCGAUGAUAUGAGUUUAGGUACGAAUGGGAUACGCACAGAGGCUCGGAGCCGGUCUUUAAGUGCACACUCGAGUAGGAGGGGUAGUGGUGGUGUAGGUAACGGCACAGGCAACCAUACAAGCGUGGAGGGAUCAAAUGCAGACGAAGAAGUCAGUGUUGUACCACGUGACGGUGUGGUUUCUGAGCCUCUAGGCUCAGGUGUAGAUAUUGGUGUUGGUGUGUACGGCAACGACACAGAUAUUCGAAGCAAUACUAAGCAGGACAGGGAUAAGCGGCGGAAAGCAGACGUACCCGUGUCUGAUCAGAAACCCGAGAAUGGACGUGGAAACACCGAAAUCAAAGGGGCUGCUGACGAAACCACUCCAAGUCUGAAAACACCGAAGUCGACCGAAGACGUUCUAACUGAAACGUCCAAGAAGCUGCUGAAUUACGCCCGCCUACCCUCUGAGGACAAUAAUGUCCUGAAUGGGCUUUCUCUUAAUCAGAAACAGAGCACUGUUACUGAUACGUCUGGUAAGCGAGUUUCCACCAAUGCCGUGCCCAACGCUACCUUGUACCCGAGUUUGUCCAUAAAAGCGCGUACGCAGCCAGUACAAAAGUCGCAGAUUCGAUCAGAACCAGAAGCUGACACUGACGUGCAGAACCAUGUGAGCACAAAGGCGGACGUGCCUGUGGGAUUGAACUCGCCCUCGGGAAUUGUGCCAGAUAUACGCAAGCAAAAUGAGUCGAAGGAGCGCUUGUCCAGUGCAAUUAAACUAAAGGCAACGGCCGCAGAUAACAGCACUGUGGGUGAGCGUGGAAGUAUGGAUAAGGGUGUACUCCAACAACUUACAAGCAACGAUGCCAAAAGGGAGGGUAUGGAGGUGGGUAUUGAAGCAAGCCACCGUCUAAAGGACGCACCUGUCGACAAUAACGUGGUUGGAAAGCAAUCAUUAGGCGCGUCGGUUACAUCGACACAUGCGGAGGAUAUACAAGAAUCUAAAGGUAGGAGUGCGCCCACACAUGAACAGCAACCUGGUCUUUCCGACAUCGACCCUUGUGCAAGCGAGACAAGGAGGAGAGGGGUGGAUGGAAAGUCCAAUGUGUCUGUGACUGUGGCUAUUUCGCGCGAGGAGAUGGCUGGGCAAACCAGACCCUGUCAACCGGUACAUGGAGACACCACUCAGCAGAAGAACAGCGAUGUACCCCAGUCACUGUCGCUAUCCACCUCAGGCGAUGCUGCUGGUGUGAGUAGGAAGUUAAAUGCACAGGCACAACUUAGAGAUACCAGCCCCCAGGUGUCUGUUUCUGCGACAUACGACUCUGUCUCAAUUUCUCGUCAGAAGGCCCUGGACGAAUUCUCUGUGAAGCACAUACUCGCUCAAAGCGCGCGCGAGCGGAGUGCUCGGGCCAGGCCCAAUCCGCACCACAGUCCUGUCAAAGUACACGCGUACAUGUCAAGCAGGCCGGACAGCAGGAGUGCCAAUACAGAUCACAAAGAUGAGCUCAAGGUAACUGAGGGUAUCGGUGGGAAACCUCCUGGGAGAGUGACUGGAGCUACGCACAGUGACAGUACACAUACGGCCCCGGCUGCACCCACGCCCACGCAGGUGUACAAUGUGAAGGAAUUCAACAGAUCAUCGAGCGACGGUGCUGCAGAGAACGCUCAGCUGAGUGUUGACACUGCUACGAAGGUUCCAGCGGAGAGGAGUACGAAUAUGAAUGCGAAUAUGAGUGGAGAAGCUAUCCCCGGCAAUACCUUACCGAAGAAUAGGUACCCAUCCACGCAUCCAAGGGCUGCAACAAGCAUUGGUGGUCAGUCAGCGAACACUACCGCGCGUGCGGGUGGUGGGGGCGGAAGUGUUACAUACCCUUGUAUACCUGCGCAUAUGUAUGCCAUUCAAAAGAAAGCGGAAGCUGACAACAACAGGCACGGGACGCAAGCGAGCCAUAGUGCCACUUUCCCAAACACAGCACGGCCGCAACAGCAGCCCAUUCCCCGCCCGUUCUCGCCUGUGCCAGGGGGUGCCUGUUUACUGCCUAACAUACUACCACCAAAGAAGCGCAUGUUUUACAGUAGUGGCGACCACACCCCCGACUACAACCCAGCCAAGACACAGAGGGCCGCGAGCCCAACGCUUGCACCGGGAGAUAAAACCGCGCCGAAGAACAUGCCUCAGAGUAAGCUAUCGCGGACUAGACCUGCGCUUGAAACUAUUGUCAGGGCGAGUGAUAGCGUUCCUACGUCAGCAUCGGCCGAAGCUAAUUCACAUUCACAGGCAAACACACACGUAAAUGCGAAUGCGAAAACUGAGAGAGACGAAAGACUAUCGGUCGGGCCUGAGAGUACUAUCGGAGCGGAAAGCGGUAUUGGUGAAGCCAACGUAAAUGAUGCAGCGCUAGGUGCCAAGCGACCAAUGGGAUCACGUCUUACUAUGAUGCUGGCUCCAUCAUGGUCGGACAAUGGCCCUGCUUGACAUCAAGCAGUGCCUAAACUGACGUGAAAACCCUUGAAAUCUUGGCUGUAGUGCCAUCGGAAUUGACCAAAAAAAACUAUGGACGGUCCACUAUGUAUUCCCAAACGCUACCGGGGAGACUCUGACGUGCAUAGGUAUCACACGCACGCGCACAGCCGGGAGAAAAGCUCGCAUGUCUGGAAUGUAGAUUUCAAAAUAUGUGCGUGUGUAACAGUGGAUUGUGCCGUAGUUGUGCUAUGACAUUAUCCGUCAAACCGUAAUUCGGGUGCUUCGAUAUAACGGAGUCGCGCGUCUAAUGGAGAAUUGCAGUUAAAUGCAUCGGAGUAGGGUGGGCUGCUGUCGAACAGUCUGUUUUGUAAAUAGAUUAUAUCAAACGAGCCAACCACCUCGCUCUGAGGACAACGACAAACAAUAAAGACGCCCUCCUCGCCCAUUAGAUACACGAACGUAUGCCUGUUUGAGUGAGAAUGGGUUCGCAUCAC
Molecule: messenger RNA, 6249 nt
Organism: Sphaeroforma arctica JP610
Lineage: Eukaryota; Ichthyosporea; Ichthyophonida
Exons: 4
Source: RefSeq, a predicted model, not a curated record